CCGGCAAUGAUACAUUUUGCGUAAUAACAUUACGAAUGCUGUAAUAUUUGUAGUAGCUGUAGAAUAAAACAACCGCUCUUUCUCCCGUUAUUCCAAAGUGUCCACGUAGAUUUUAACUGUUUGUGUUUGUUGAAUGUGAAAGAUGCGUCGUGCUAAAGGGUAUCAAGAUUUGGAUGACAAUGCGGUGGGGCCGCGGCCUGGUCCGCCGCCGAUGCCUGCGCCUCAGGAAAUCGAAAUGGCUUCGGUAACGGUUGUCCCCGAUGAUACAUUCACUGUAACGCAGGCUGUGAACGCCCUGGGCUUCGGCUGGUUCCAAGUGAAGCUGUCACUCUGCACCGGUCUAUGCUGGAUGGCGGACUCCAUGGAGAUGACCAUCCUGAGCAUACUCUCGCCUGCCCUGCAUUGCGAAUGGAAUAUAAGCAAAUACCAACAAGCCUUAACAACCACAGUGGUGUUCCUGGGUAUGAUGCUCAGCUCUACAUUCUGGGGCAACAUCAGCGAUCGCUAUGGACGAAAAACUGCUCUAAGCAUGUGCGGAGUCCUGCUGUUCUACUACGGGCUCCUAAGCGCCAUAGCCCCGAACUUCCUCUGGUUACUCUUUCUUAGAGGUCUUGUGGGCUUCGCCAUUGGCUGUGUGCCGCAGUCUGUUACUUUGUACGCCGAGUUUCUGCCUACGAAGCAGAGAGCUAAAUGCGUCGUUCUACUUGAUUGUUUCUGGGCGUUGGGAGCUUGUCUGGAGGUGGCCCUUGCGCUGGUGGUGAUGCCGACGCUCGGCUUCCACUGGUUACUGGCUCUCUCCACUAUACCACUGCUGAUAUUCGCUAUCAUAUGCCCGUGGCUUCCGGAAUCGGCGAGGUUCCACGUCGCUAGCGGGCAACCGGACAAAGCACUAUCCACGCUGGAACAGAUAGCUGCAGACAACGGCCGACCGAUGUUGUUAGGACGACUGGUGUGCGACGACUCAGUGGGUAUAGGACAACGGGGACGACUAAAACAUCUGCUCAUACCGCAUCUGAGAGCGACUAGCUUACUGCUGUGGUUUAUAUGGAUGUCCUGCGCCUUUUGUUACUACGGCCUGGUCUUGAUGACCACGGAACUCUUCGAAACUGAACCCGGCGGCUCUUUAGAGCCCUGCGCAGCCGACUGCCGACCUCUACAGACCACAGACUACAUGGAUCUAUUGUGGACUACGCUUGCUGAGUUCCCAGGCAUCUUCGCAACCAUAUUCAUCAUUGAGAAGUUCGGCCGGAAGAAGACCAUGGCCUCACAGUUCAUUAUAUUCUCCGUCUGCGUGUGUAUGCUGAUCUACAACGAGAACCGCGUAUUUCUGACAUGUAUUCUGUUCUUGGCGCGCGGCAUCAUCGCCGGACUAUUUCAGGCAGCUUACGUUUAUACACCAGAGGUGUACCCCACAGCGCUGAGAUCGACGGCCGUGGGCGCCUGCAGCGGCGUGGCGCGGCUCGGCGCUAUGAUCACACCGUACGUCGCGCAGGUGUUGCUAAAGAACUCGAUAGCGUUAGCGACGGGCGUGUACGCGGCCGCGGCCGUGCUGGCCGCCGCGGCCUGCCUGCUCCUACCCAUCGAGACCAAGGGCCGAGAGAUGCGCGAGUCCGUCAACACGACUACUUAA
Cydia amplana is the source of this 1630-nucleotide messenger RNA. RefSeq names its product synaptic vesicle 2-related protein. Gene Ontology annotation, biological process: transmembrane transport. The coding region runs from base 143 to 1630 and encodes 495 amino acids. The record is from RefSeq and is a predicted model, not a curated record. NCBI's taxonomy places the organism in Eukaryota, Metazoa, Arthropoda, Insecta, Lepidoptera, Tortricidae. Gene Ontology annotation, cellular component: membrane. Gene Ontology annotation, molecular function: transmembrane transporter activity. The transcript is spliced from 13 exons.